AUGUCAUCGGGCGGCGAUUGUAGCGAUCGUGACGUUUUAUUGCGCUCAAAUAUGUCGGCACCGGACGGCGAUUUGGAAGAAGGGGUCGUCCAAUCCACAACAAAGAAUGCCAAUACUAGUGACAAUAAAGGAGGUGUCGCAUCGGAUCUUUUAAAGCGUUUGGAUCGCGGGCUAUCGGGUUCGGGUCGUCGUUUGAGCGUCAAGCUCCGGUCUGACCGGGAUCACCGCCGCUUCUCUUCUGCUUCUUCCUCCCCUUCCUCUCAGUUACAUUCGGAUCACGGUUUUAAUAGUAAUGCCGGCGGCGGCGGUGAUGAUUUUCUCGGAGACAGCGCGCCGCCGGAGUGGGCGUUGCUUCUCAUAGGGUGUCUUCUUGGCGUUGCGACCGGCCUUUGUGUUGCAAGUUUUAAUCGUGCGGUGCAUGUAAUACAUGAAUGGGCAUGGGCUGGUACACCAAAUGAAGGAGCUGCCUGGCUUCGAUUACAGAGGUUAACUGAUACUUGGCAUCGGAUUCUUUUGAUACCAGUCUUGGGAGGAGUUGUUGUUGGCGUUUUACAUGGUCUACUUGAAAUAUUGGACCAAAUAAAGCAGUCUACUUCUUCUCAAGGACAGGGCUUUGAUGUACUUGCUGUAAUCUUCCCCACAGUAAAAGCUAUCCAGGCUGCUGUAACUUUGGGUACUGGUGGUUCUUUAGGUCCUGAAGGCCCUAGCGUUGAUAUUGGAAAGUCUUGUGCCCAUGGAUUCUCUGUGAUGAUGGAGAACAAUAGGGAAAGAAGAAUUGCUCUUAUUGCUGCUGGUGCAGCUGCUGGAAUUUCUUCAGGUUUUAACGCAGCAGUUGCUGGUUGUUUCUUUGCUAUCGAAACUGUUCUGAGACCUCUCCGAGCUGAAAACUCUCCUCCAUUUACAACAGCAAUGAUAAUUUUGGCCUCUGUUGUUUCAUCAACGGUAUCAAAUGCGGUGCUUGGAGAGAAACAGGCGUUCACCGUACCGACGUAUGAUUUGAAAUCCGCUGCUGAACUACCUUUGUACCUUAUAUUGGGGAUGCUAUGUGGAGUUGUAAGUGUGGUUUUUACCCGCCUGGUAGCUUGGUUCACUAAUGCAUUUCAAUUCAUCAAGGAAAAGUUUGGGCUUCCGGACGUUGUUUGCCCUGCUUUGGGGGGUUUAGGAGCCGGACUAAUAGCUCUCAAGUAUCCUGGAAUACUAUAUUGGGGUUUCACUAAUGUUGAUGAAAUUUUACAUACCGGAAAGACUGCAUCAGCACCUGGGAUAUGGCUUCUAGCUCAAUUAGCUGCUGCAAAAGUUGUUGCCACUGCUCUUUGCAAGGGAUCUGGCCUUGUUGGUGGCUUGUAUGCUCCAAGUUUGAUGAUUGGUGCUGCUGUGGGAGCUGUAUUUGGAGGUUGUGCUGGAGAGAUGAUCGAUUCAGCUAUUCCAGGAAACACUGCUGUUGCCCAGCCACAGGCGUAUGCACUGGUUGGGAUGGCUGCAACAUUGGCUUCCGUAUGUUCAGUACCUUUAACAUCGGUUCUUCUUCUCUUUGAGCUAACUAGAGACUAUAGAAUUUUGCUUCCUCUCAUGGGAGCUGUUGGAUUAGCAAUAUGGGUGCCCUCUGUGACAGCUCAGACCAAGGUAUCCGAGGCAUCAGAUACAAAGGGUUUACCAAGAGGUUAUUCUGUUCUUUCACCUGUUGAAGACAAAAAUGAAGAGGAUACGUGGAGACAAAAUGGUGAAGAGAAAGAUGUUGAACUCUCAGUGAUUGGGAAUUCCAGUAACCAUGAACUAAUGGAUGCGGAUAUAUUGCUGGAAGAUUUAAAGGUUUUGCAGGCUAUGUCAAGCAAUUAUUUGAAGGCCUCUCUUACCCAGACUCUAAAAGAGGCAUUAAUGUGUAUGCGUGAUGGUCAACAGAAUUGUGUCCUUGUUGUUGAUGCUGACAAUUGUUUGGAAGGAAUUUUAACAUAUGGUGACAUCAAAAGGAGCCUAUAUGAAAACCCGGGUCAUGCUUCCAAUGGCGAUACGUCAAAUCCAGAUGUAAAUACAUGUACCAUCUCCUCUAUAUGUACUCGUGGUAUAAGUUAUCGUGGACAAGAACGUGGACUUUUGAUUUGUUAUCCAGAUACUGAUCUGGUAAUUGCGAAGCAACUAAUGGAGGCUAAGGGAAUUAAACAGUUGCCUGUGGUUAAGCGAGGCGAUGGUCUAAGAGAUAGAAAACGAAGAGUAAUUGCUAUACUUUACUACGAUUCAAUCUGGAACUUUCUCAGAAAGGAAUCAAAUCAACCAACAGCGGGCUACCAGCAGAACAAAGAAGACGAUUGUGACAAGGCAAUUGUGAAUGUCCAAUUGUGA
Messenger RNA from Fraxinus pennsylvanica, 2337 nucleotides. The record is from the annotation of a GenBank genome assembly. Lineage: Eukaryota; Viridiplantae; Streptophyta; Magnoliopsida; Lamiales; Oleaceae.